ACUUCACAUAUGUCAAAAUAUCCCCAAUAUGACAUUUAUGAUGUAACAGAAAAAAUUUUACCCAAAAAAAAGUAAUUAAUUCAUAAAUCCCAGUAUAAUCUGGGGUAAGUAACUCAAAGUUAACGCAAUUUGAACGAAUCGCAAAUUUUAAACAAGAAUGUCCCAUACUUAACAUAACCUCAAACUUUGACGAGAUGUACACCAGGUACGGGCCGUUUAAUGCAUUUUGGGGGCACGCACGCAACUUUACCACAUCAGCCAUUAAAAACGCGACCGCCGUUAAGUCGCAUUACGAAGUUUUAGGAAUAAAUCCAGCGGCAACGCAAGCGGAAGUUAAAUCGGCUUAUUACAAUCUAUCGAAAAUGUAUCAUCCAGAUAAAAAUCAGGGAUGUGAGGACGCUGCGACGAAAUUUAGGGAUAUUACGAAUGCUUAUGAAGUAUUGGGAAACGUGCAAUCGCGCAGGUUAUACGAUAAAGGUGUACGUUUUGAAAGAUCUCGUCAUUCCGCGCACCAUCCGGCGCAAGAUGAUGACCCAAAAACGCGAUUUUAUCGCAGUCGCGAUCACAGACAUAAACCUCCGACGAUGGGGGGAACUCAUCGCCAAACGGUUUACGAUUUCGACGAGUGGUCGAGAGCUCAUUAUGGGGCGACUUUUGCCCGAGACCUCGAGAGAAAACGUCGCCAACAAAUCGUGAACGAAAUGAACGAACAGAUCAAAAAUAGGACGAAAAUUGAAAACGUUUUAUUCGGAAUGAUCAUUUUUAUGAUGUUCGUUAUGGCCAUAACGAGGGAAUCAUACGAUAUGAAUCAUCUAAAACCAAGGGGGAAUUCGAAUCCGCCGAUCGAGCGAUGAGUGGUUCAAUUAAUUGAGGUUAUGUUAAUGUCGUCGUCUGUGAUUGUUUUUCGAAGAAUCGGGUGGAAAAUUUAGUGAAUUUUUUUUUGAUCAGGUAUUAUAGUUUUAAUUCUUGUUGAAAUAUAUAUUUAUUUUUUUAUA
Onthophagus taurus is the source of this 995-nucleotide messenger RNA. RefSeq names its product dnaJ homolog subfamily C member 30, mitochondrial. The record is from RefSeq and is a predicted model, not a curated record. NCBI's taxonomy places the organism in Eukaryota, Metazoa, Arthropoda, Insecta, Coleoptera, Scarabaeidae.